Messenger RNA from Anopheles marshallii, 1707 nucleotides. RefSeq names its product sorting nexin-29. The record is from RefSeq and is a predicted model, not a curated record. Lineage: Eukaryota; Metazoa; Arthropoda; Insecta; Diptera; Culicidae. The transcript is spliced from 3 exons. Bases 1 to 1707 code for a protein of 568 amino acids. Gene Ontology annotation, molecular function: phosphatidylinositol binding.
AUGGUUGGCAUGAGCAAUUUUGUCCUCAAUUCGUCCACGCUGGAGAACAUUGUCGGUGUCAGUCGUGGCGCUAGCGCCGAUCUGGAACCUUCACGUGACCAUGACCGCCAGGCACUUAUGGACGAACUGCUAGCAACGAUACGACAAUGUCAGAAGCAGUACGGUAGUCACGCGAAACUAGCCACCGAGGAAGACACACUCAUAAUUACGCUCUGUGAUGUCUGGGAACGUGUGCUGUCGCACGGGCUCCGUACUACCGCCUGGAUCCCGUUCAACAUACUUGAAUAUUUCGGCCCACCCGAGGGAAGACCACCGGUGGAACGGCCAUGUUUUUGGGACUUUGCCUCCAACCAUCUGACACGCGACGAGCGGGACCGUUUCUGUAAUCUGCAGCACGUCGUUACCCGCCGGGGACGUGCCCGAGCAUUGUUGCGUGCAUUUCUCAACGAACACGCACUCGAGCGGUAUGUGCUGAUGUGGCUCGGAGAUGCAGAUCUGCUCGAAACACAUUACGAAUCAUGGGCAAUGUUACGGCAGGCCGAAGUACAAUCGUUAUUACCUAAUGUGGCCGCCGGGUUAGGCACGAUUCUGUUUGCCAUCGUAAUCGAUCGACCGGAAUUAAAUCGCAUAGUCACCGGUCGGGCAGUGCUCGAACCGAAACCCGAACCGAUCAUCGCCACCCGAAGGCCUGUCGGUCCGGCGCGUAAAGUGAAUGCAGUACAGCGUGAAAUACUCGAAGGUUCCGUACCGCGGCAAUUGACUCCUCCAAAUGCUACAUUACGGCAGCUAGAGACUGCGGCAGAAACGCCACCUAACGAUAGUAGGAGCACACCAAGGGAAGAGAUACCAUACACGGUAACAGAGGCACUUUUAGGAUUUGCAGACGAACUAACGUUGCGAAACAGCUCCGCUAACUGGUGUUCCGAUAAACCUGAACCCGAACCACAGGCGGUAGAAGUUGCGGAAGACAGUAUGCUAAACUACUCCUCAGCCAGUGCCACGACCAGUUCCAUUUCCACAUCAGGCAGUUCGUUUUGUGGUGAAGUCCGAGGCACUGAGGAGGACACAGGAUCUAAUGUUGUUUGUAGGAAUCGUACCCAUUCGGCGUCGCAAGUGUACAGCGAACAAUAUGCGAUGAUGUCUGAUGGACAUACAACCAGCCCAGGAGACGAGAAGCUGAAGCGAAGAAAUCAAGAGCUUGAAGAACGUUGCCAUCUACUAGAGUCACGUGUUGCCGCCCUGAGUCUGGAAAACCAUCGCCUGCGUAUGCUGACCAGAGCCAACCGACUUUCAACAGCAUUCUUCACCUUCAGUAUUCCGAAAGCGAUUCAGCGCACCUCCGACAGUGGUCGGUCACGUCGCCCCUACCACGUUUACGAAAUCCGGAUCACACCGUCUGGUGUUAGCGGUUCGACGGCAGGCAAUGAAAGCUGGUGCGUAUAUCGACGGUACAAUGAGUUUUACCGACUGCACCGGCGUUUGCAGAAACAGUAUCCGACGGUGAAAACACUCGACUUUCCACCGAAGAAAAAAUUUGGCAACAUGAAUGCCGAUCUGGUUGAACAAAGACGACAGCGGCUGCAGGUGUACUUGAACGGGUUGUUCGUGUCCGCCCUUCCGGAGAUACUUUCAUGCAGUACACGCGUGCAGUUGGAGCAAACAUUUCCAUUUCUGACUGAUCAUUCGGCAUCGAGUGCAGCCAUAUGA